CUUUUGGAAGUUCAGUUUAUAAACCCUUGAUCUAAAUAGUUUAUAAAGAGAUAAGACUAAGACUAAGAAGAGGGACAUAGAUCCAACAUGGCAGUUCUACUGUUAAGUGUUUUUGUACUGCUUGUGUCAACAUUCACAGUAAACUGUGCAACAUUCGCCAAUGCAGUUCAGAAGGGAACAGUUACCAGCCAUUAUAUACACGAGGCUUCCGGUUUGUGUGCCAGCAGACAACAUCCUAAUAUGCUGUAUACUCACAACGAUUCAGGAGACACACACAGAAUAUAUGCCAUAGAUGGCUCCAACGGUCAGAGAAAGGCUUUGAUAUGGAUAGAUGGCGCCCACAGUACGGAUUGGGAAGAUAUAGCAUGCGGACCGUGUGCGGGUGGUUCCGGAAAUUGUGUUUAUAUUGCUGAUACAGGCGGAAAUGCUGGUGGCGAUGCUAACACUAUCUAUAGAAUCCGGGAACCAGACCAUCUCAAUGGUGAUAUGCACGUCAGCAUUGAUUCUACUCUUCAGUUCAGCUGGGACCAGCAUGAUUGUGAGACUGUCAUGGUAGACCCCAACGGAGAAGUUUAUGUUGUGUCAAAAGUUAGUGCAGGCCACCAUGCUAAAUUUGUACAUUUACCAAAGAGUGCGUGGGGAGCCCAUCAUCAUGUAUAUGUGAACGAUGGAGUGUAUCUUUCAAUAACAACAAAUGCCCAUGACCCAGUAGGCGGAGACAUCUCUCCAGCAGGCAAUGAAAUUUUACUGAAAACCUAUGGACGUGUGAACUACUGGUCCGUGCCUGAUCGUAACUACGCAGCUCAUAUUACCCAGCAUCCUCAGACACUUCCGUAUCACAACGAAAGACAGGGAGAAUCCGUUUGUUGGGACGUACAUGGUGACGGCUAUUACACUUUAUCAGAGGGAGUCAAUCAACCAUUGUGGUAUUAUAAGAGACAAUCCCCAAAACCUGUUGGUUAAAUACAAAUAAUAAAUGAUAUCACGUGUG
Mytilus trossulus (common blue mussel) is the source of this 991-nucleotide messenger RNA. RefSeq lists its product as uncharacterized. NCBI's taxonomy places the organism in Eukaryota, Metazoa, Mollusca, Bivalvia, Mytilida, Mytilidae. The transcript has 5 exons. The record is from RefSeq and is a predicted model, not a curated record. Bases 88 to 963 code for a protein of 291 amino acids.